Scheffersomyces amazonensis is the source of this 1215-nucleotide messenger RNA. RefSeq lists its product as uncharacterized. Lineage: Eukaryota; Fungi; Ascomycota; Pichiomycetes; Serinales; Debaryomycetaceae. Bases 1 to 1215 code for a protein of 404 amino acids. The record is from RefSeq and is a predicted model, not a curated record. The transcript has a single exon.
AUGAAACAAAUAGACCAAUUCUUGACUUUCAAAUAUGCUGUUGAGCAUUUGGAGUCUCAUUUAGAAACUCAUAAACAUUUCUAUCCUUUCAAGUUAUCAGAGGAUGAACAAGUGAUUCGCCAAUUUAAGCACUUGGAAGCAGAGUUUAAUGAAUUUUUAGAGAAUCACAUAGAUGAUAUAGAGGUUGACGAGUUUUUAAGAAGUAGACGCUUACAUAAUAAACUCGACAUGCCUAGAAAGACUUAUCUCAAUCUACUUUUCCAUUUAUUUAAUUUUCAUUUAGUUAGAUGUUUUUCCCAACCAACGACGAGAACUCUAGUGGAUAUUAUGUUAAUGUUUCGUGAUCGUUUUGGGCUAUAUUUUAGUAUAGAUGUUUGGUUACCGGAUUAUAUCAAAAGUAAUCAUGAUAAAAUAUUCUUCUUCCAAGACAUAUGCAGUGUAACGUGCAUGUUAAAAUUAGAACCACCAAAGCUUAUGGAAGAACAAACAUUUAUAAAAUCACAACCGAGUCUGGUAUCUUCAUACUUACGCCGUAAUGUGUCUACUGAAUACUUGGGUUAUUUUGAACCAUCCAGCGGCUGUAUCUUAAACUCCGAAGAGAUCAUGCAUAGAAUUAAAGAGUUCCACAUUAGUAUAGAAGAACUUGAGAAUAUUCAUUUUGCUGUUCCUUCAGUGUUCGUGGUAGACCAAAAUAGUAAAGCCGAUAAAAUUGAUGCGUUUCGGCUGAAUGUGCUUGCAAUACUAGACGCAGUCUUUAGAUACCAGAUGGAUACGUAUCGGAACUACAGGCAGACAACGGUAGAUUUGACUCUUGGAAGGACCUUAGAAUACCCAGAUAUUACUAUAGAACUUAAACGGAAGAGUGAUUCACAACUUUGUUCAAUACCUUUUCAAAUGAAAGUCGGUGGAGUAGCAGAACAUUUUAACUCCAUGGUCAAGGGAAAUAUAAAUGACAGAGAGUUUAGCGAUAUAUAUACGUUUGCUCAAUUAACUGAAUUAGUUGACAGUCAGAGAGACUUUGGCUUUAUAUCAGACUAUGAUGACUUGAUAUAUGUUAAGUUGAAAGAUAUUGGUGAUUUGGAACCUACAAUCGAUGAUGGAAUGGUGCUAAGAAAAUUGAGGUGCGAAAUUUGUUCUCUUUCUACGUUAGAGACGGCUUACUCAAUUACAUCAAUCCUCUUAGCUUUAAUUUAUAAUGUCUCUAACUCUGUGUAA